Molecule: messenger RNA, 4170 nt
Organism: Myodes glareolus (Bank vole)
Lineage: Eukaryota; Metazoa; Chordata; Mammalia; Rodentia; Cricetidae
Gene: Eps8l1
Product: EPS8 signaling adaptor L1
Biological process (GO): positive regulation of ruffle assembly; regulation of Rho protein signal transduction; Rho protein signal transduction
Cellular component (GO): plasma membrane; vesicle; ruffle membrane
Molecular function (GO): actin binding
Source: RefSeq, a predicted model, not a curated record
UUGCUGCUGUUAUUCUGUUGUUACAGCGGACACACAUAAUUUCCGGGAUCCCCUGCAGCCAGCCCAGCCCCCGCACUUGAGACUGUGUGCCAACCCCGCCCCUGAGCCACCUCAGGCCAGCAGUGCCAGGGCACCUCCAGGUGGACAGCACACUCAUCCUGCCACCAUGAGCACCACCACGGGGCCUGAAGCUGCACCCAAACCAAGUGCGAAGUCUAUCUAUGAACAGAGGAAACGUUACUCCACUGUGGUUAUGGCCGACGUGUCCCAGUAUCAUGUCAAUCACCUGGUCACCUUCUGCUUGGGGGAGGAGGAUGGCGUGCACACGGUGGAAGAUGCUUCCAGGAAGCUGGCCGUCAUGGACAGCCAGGGGCGCGUCUGGGCACAGGAGAUGCUACUGAGAGUGUCGCCUGGCCAUGUCACUCUGCUUGACCCGGUCUCCAAGGAGGAACUAGAGUCAUAUCCACUUGACGCCAUCGUACGCUGUGAUGCGGUGAUACCCCGGGGCCGGAGUCGCUCGCUACUGCUCUUGGUGUGCCAAGAGCCAGAGCGUGCACAACCAGACGUCCAUUUCUUCCAAGGCCUGCUCCUCGGGGCGGAGCUGAUUCGGGAAGACAUCCAAGGGGCUCUGCAGAACUACCGCUCUGGACGCGGGGAACGCAGGGCGGCAGCGCUCAGGGCAACGCAGGAGGAGCUGCAACGUGGCGCCUCUCCCGCCGCAGAGACCCCGCCCUUACAGCGUCGUCCGUCAAUCCGCGCGGUGAUCAGCUCAGUGGAACCAUCCACGGACCGUGGGCGACCCCAGGUGGAGCCAAUUCCAGAGACGGAGGAAGCGAGGAGACCCGGCCCAGCUCGCACUACUACAAGCAACGCUAUCCCGACCUCCCCAGACCUGGGCCCGCGGGGUCCUGAGCUGGCCGGUCUGCAAGCGGAGCGGGACGUGGAUAUCCUGAACCAUGUGUUCGACGACGUGGAGAGCUUCGUAUCCAGACUGCAAAAGUCGGCAGAGGCUGCCCGGGUUUUGGAGCACCGCGAGCGCGGCCGCAGGACUCGACGCCGAGCUGCCGGAGAGGGCCUGCUGACGCUGCGAGCCAAGCCACCCACGGAAGCUGAAUACACCGACGUGCUUCAGAAAAUUAAAUACGCCUUCAGUCUGCUGGCCCGACUGCGGGGCAACAUCGCCAACCCCUCCUCUCCAGAGCUGUUGCACUUUCUGUUCGGACCUCUGCAGAUGAUUGUGAACACAUCAGGCGGCCCUGAGUUCGCGAGCCGUGUGAGAAGACCGCACCUGACCUUGGAAGCUGUGGCACUGCUCCGCGACAAUGUGACUCCUCGCGAAAGUGCACUAUGGACUUCUCUGGGGGAGUCCUGGACCCGCCCAGGGGUGGAGCUGCCCCCGGAAGAAGGAUCUCCAUACAGUCCCGAAUUCCACAGCGGCUGGGAACCUCCAGCCACUGACCCUCAGGGCCGCGCCUGGGAGGACCCAGUGGAAAAACAGCUACAACAUGAGAAGCGGCGCAGGCAGCAAAGCGCCCCUCAGAUCGCUGUCAAUGGUCAUCAAGACCCAGAACUGGAAGCUGAGUCCCAGCUAGAAGAAAGAACCAGAAAGUGGGUUCUGUGUAAUUAUGACUUCCAGGCCCGAAAUAGCAGCGAACUGUCUGUCAAGCACCGAGAUGUGUUGGAGGUCCUGGAUGACAAGCGCAAGUGGUGGAAGGUUCGAGACCAUCAGGGACAGGAGGGCUAUGUACCCUAUAACAUCCUGACACUUCACCCUGGACCUCAGGUGCAUCACAGCCAACGUCCUGCAGGAAACCUAGAGACUAGUACUCCUCCUCCCCCACCCGCACCAGCUCCAGUCCCUGCUCAGGUGCGGCCCCACUGGGACAGUUGCGACAGUCUCAACAAUUUGGACCCCAGCGAGAAGGAGAAAUUCUCCCAGAUGCUCAGUGUCAAUGAGGAGCUGCAGGCGCGCCUGGCGCAGGGCCGUUCGGGUCCCAGCCGGGUAGCCCUGGGACCCCGCGCCCCGGAGCCCCAGCUCAGCCCGAGCUCUGAGGCCUCGGUGGUCCGUGCCUGGCUGCAGACCAAGGGUUUUAGCUCUGGGACUGUGGACGCCCUCGGCGUCCUGACCGGUGCACAGCUCUUCUCACUGCAAAAGGAAGAGUUACGGGCAGUGUGUCCCGAGGAAGGGGCUCGAGUGUACAGCCAAGUCACCGUGCAGCGCGCGCUGCUGGAGGACAGAGAAAAAGUGUCAGAGCUGGAGGCCGUGAUGGAGAAGCAAAAGAAAAAAGUGGAAGGCGAGGCCAAAACAGAAGUUAUUUGAUCCUUCCUGGCUCGUUCACAAAACAUAAUGAGAUGGCGGGGUUCCCAGCGCCCCCUAAGACAACAGUCGCCAAACUCCUCCCCAUCACCAGUGGCAAUAGAAGUCCUGAAGGAUCGCCCAACCUGGUCCUCCCCGCUAACCCAGCGGGCAGACUGCACUGACUGUGCAGACUGGAACCCCCCGACCAGUGGGAAUGGGCAAUGGGGCGGAGCAGAGAGACACUACCAGAGAGGCACGCCCAAAAGGCGCGGAGGGCCCUGUGCGUUGUGAUAUGCUAUAAACAGCCUCCUUUUUAGGCCAUGUCACCUGCUGUCACCAUCUCUUGUCGGCUACCAAGGAGCCAUGAAUCUGAGAAUGCCCCACGUUUUUUCUCCAUAGUCCUAGAGACUCCAGUCUAUCCUCGCAUUAGCCCCACCUACAACCUUUUCGUGUUCAAAAUCCUUCCCUGGCUCCUCGCUGUUCUGUUCUUUCACCUGGUAUUUGAAGCCUGGGGUUUUUCUUUCAAAUGCCUCGUGUCUCCACCCACUCUGCAUUUCGGCCCAGCCCCUUUCAGCUACAGGCUUUUUCCACUUACUGUGUCUGAGAGUUGGAGCAGCCUUCAUCAUUCUAGGUCAGCUCACCUAGUCACAGUGUGGACACCUCUGCCCACCCUCUAAUGAUCUAGCCGUGGAGAUCUAGAUGCUUCCUGGGCAUGCCACAGGCUCGUGGGUCUUUCCGCCCCGUCAAGAAUUUUUUUCCUGCCAAGCCCUGCAACUUGCCCAGGUUAUGCAAGUGGAUAAGAGCCGGUUUUCUCAUCCAGGCAAGAUAUCUCUAAGACCUUUCUUUUCCCUGCAUCUUUGAGUGCAUUCGGCCUGUAGUCCUGGCGCAGUCAGUCCUUACCUGGGCCACCAGGUGGCGCAUCUCAGAUCCGCCCCAAAAGAGGCAGCCUUAGGCUGACAAGUUCCCUAGGCCCCUUCUAGAACAUGAGCCACUGCUGAUCUCCAAUACGCCUUCCCUGUCCAUUCUCCUGUACAUGUGAGAAACCCUAACUCCAGCAUGACAGCUGAUGGCUUAUGACCCCUCUGGGCUCAAGGCACCCUUCCUCUCUCUUCGGGACUCCACGCAUUGGUUCAUGCUGUUGUUGGCUCUGCCAGGGACAUCCUGGCCCUAUGGAGUCUGAUCACUGCCUGGGAUGCCAUUUCUUAUGUCAGGGUUGGUUGGUUAGCCGGUUGACUGGUUUGGGGACAGUCUGUAUAUAGCCCCAAGUUCUCGAUCCUCCUGUUUCAGUUUCCUGGAUGCUGGGAUUAUUGGCAGGUACCCUGCUGCCACCCUCUUUUCUAAUAGAGAAACCAAAAAUGCAAGCAGUUGCCCAAACUAUUUUGAAUUCCUGCAGUGAGCUCCCAGGCUGCAGGCUGAAAUGCAGGUAGGAACCAGCUGGCUUGCUGGACCAUCAGGUGCCUGUGGCUCUUUGUGGUCUGAAUCUGAACCUUUUCAUCUCGGCUUUCACCCUUUGUGAUCACCUUGUCCACUCUCCUCCAGGCUACAGCCAGCUAGGGGAAGCUGUUACAGCUCAAGUCAGAACCCCCACCCCAGAGCUCACGUUCUUAGCAGAGCCAUGAUCCUGUACAGAGUCAUCACCUCUGCUACCCUCUGCUAUCUCCCUUCAGUCACAAGUUUCCUUGGGCACCAAAGCAUGCCAGGCCUACUAUACCCCAUGCUGCACAUGUGGUUCUCAGCAUGCAAACAUGCUUCCCUCAAAUACAUGGCUCACUCUGCCACCUUCUAGUAUCUGUCUGUGCAGCUUGUCGUGGAGCCUACUUUUGAUUACUAUCAUAAAUUCCACACACAUACAUACCAGCUACACAUGUACC